AUGGCACCGAGGGUGGAGGAGUUGGAGGCCUUCCCCGGUGGGGGGGCGGCGGCGGAGGAGAACUCGCCGGUGCAGCAGGUGGCGAUGACGGUGCCGACGACGGACGAUACCACCCUCCCGGUGCUCACAUUUCGGAUGUGGGUGCUGGGGACCCUCUCCUGUGUGGUCCUCUCCUUCGUCAACCAGUUCUUCUGGUACCGCAAGGAGCCGCUCUCGAUCUCCUCCAUCUCCGCGCAGAUCGCGGUGGUGCCGUUGGGCCACCUCAUGGCCAGGACCAUCACGAGGAAGGUCUUCCUAAAAGGGAGUCGGUGGGAGUUCACCCUCAAUCCGGGGCCCUUCAAUGUGAAGGAGCACGUGCUCAUCACCAUCUUCGCCAACUCCGGAGCGGGAAGCGUCUACGCCAUGCACAUCGUCACCGCCGUUAAGAUCUACUACCAAAAGGAGCUCACAUUCUUCGUCUCCUUCCUCGUCGUCCUCACAACACAGGUACGCGGCUAGAAUUCUCCGACGCCGGCCCACCGUCUUCCGUUACAUUUUCCCCGUCCAUGUUUUGUUACCCUUCUUGAAGUGAAUAAAGUCUCAUUCCGCCUGUAAAUCUGACGGAAUAGGUGCUGGGAUUCGGGUGGGCGGGACUAUUCCGGCGGUACCUGGUGAAACCGGCGGAAAUGUGGUGGCCUUCUAAUCUGAUCCAGGUCUCUUUGUUCGGGUAAGCUCAUCUACCGCUCGACUUCCUUACUAUCACCUUCUCGCUUGCAUCGUCAAGGAAUCUGGGAUAGGAAAGAAGGAUCAAUGGCUACUACUGACGUACAUUAGGAUAGUAGAGCCCUAGAUUCUUCCUCCAAAAGAAUAUUUGAUUAUUUCGGCAUCCCGUGACUCUAGUUUCGAAACUUUCUCGGAUCUCGAGUUUCCUGCGCACCAUUAAAAAAUGCAAAGCGCAAGCCCUAAAUUCACACCCACCCGAUGAUGAAUCCAAAAAUACCGUCUCGCCCUCUGAUGCAGUAUGCAAACUAUAGUGGCCAUUGGGAUGUGCGGCUCUGCUUAGGGAAUGGUCCAACGCACACUGUAGGGACCUCUUUAUUACUCUUUUCUCGGAGUUGAGAUGGAUGAUGACGAAGGGCUUUUUCUAGGGAAGGGAGAGAUUCCCCACCACACCAGUCCCCGCCACAUGCGUGGAUUUCCAGUGGAACCCGGAAAAGUAGUAUAACGAGUGAUCCACUUGGUCCUCGUGAAGACUUCUAUGGCCCGCGACAAGGAACAUGCCUCGCUGGCCCAGGACCACAGUCACUUUCCUACGGCCUCCUAUGCCCCGGCCAUGUCGCCGGAGGAAGCUUGGAGGACCGAUACAUUCACUUCUGCCCAGCAGUUCAAUGCAGGCGAAAAGUUGUGAAGGAUUUAGCGAACCUAGCCCAUAUUUCUCCUCAAUUCCUAGAAAUGCUUCAUGGUAUGGUGGAAUAGCUGAUAAGGAAAACCCACUGGCAGCCCUGCUCGUGAUCAAUGCGACCCACCCACCAUCACUUUCAAAGCAGUGCGUUGGACUGGUCAGCAUCCCACUUGCCCACUGUCAUCUGCUUAUCUUCUUCUGCCGUCGAAAAUGUUUGUUGGUAUCUUAAAUAUGUGAACCUCAAGUCAACGAUUAGUCUUUAUAAAGCAGUGCACUGGCAAAUUGGAUUAAACAUUGUAUGAAUUUAGUCACAUGAUGAGCUGUCACCCAAUGGAUUUGGACCAUUCCCCGAGACUGCCUCCAGUCUUGUCAUGUCGCCGUUCUAUUUCUGGGAGGAGGUGAGAGAACGCGAUUUUCAAACCUUUCCAGCUUUCGUUGUCUUUUCUGAGAUAUUUUCCAUUCAUCCGUCAGCAUCCGAUGUACAUCCACUCUCCCUGUCACGGCAUGAUUAGGGUCUUUUGGUUAAAACUACGGUUCUCAGUAGCCAAAAUUGGGGUGGAAGGGUUUAUUUUGGUGAAUUAUUCCUCUUUAAAUUUUAUUCGAUUGUUUAUUAUCAUAAUUAGUUUUUUUUCUGCGUCGGAAAUUUCCAAUUUCCUACGAUCAGGAUUAUUAUGAACAGAAAAAAAAUAUCAUUCUUGCAUCUCUGAUUGCACCGGAACUCUUUCCCCUGUUUUGGGUAAUUUUGGGGUGGUGGUAUGUGAUGAAUUUCCUGGGCUGUCGCUCUACCGCAGGGCGCUGCACGAGAAGGAGAGGAGGCCGAGGGGCUCGCUCAGCCGCAACCAGUUCUUCCUCAUUUCGUUCAUCUGCAGCUUCGCCUACUACGUCUUCCCCGGUUACCUCCUCCAGCUGCUGACUUCCGUCUCCUGGGUAUGCUUCGCCUUCCCCCACUCGAUCGUGGCCCAGCAGAUCGGGUCCGGCAUGGAUGGCAUGGGCAUCGGCGCCAUCGGCCUCGACUGGUCCACCGUCUCCUCCUACCUGGGCAGCCCCCUGGCCAGCCCCUGGUUCGCCACCGCCAACGUCGCCGUCGGCUUCUUCCUCGUCAUGUACGUCAUCACGCCCAUCUCGUACUGGAAUGACGUCUACGACGCGAAGAAGUUCCCCUUCUUCUCUUCCGGCCUCUUCACCGCCACCGGCGACCGCUACAAGAUCUCCAGCAUCAUCGAUUCCAAGUUCCACCUCGACAUCGACGCCUACGAGAAGAGAGGCCCCCUCCACCUCAGCACCUUCUUCGCCAUGACCUACGGCGUGGGCUUCGCCGCCCUCACCGCCACCGUCAUGCACGUCCUCCUCUUCCACGGCAGGUAAGCUGGCCCGUUGACCCUAUAAACUUACAGUUCCAAGGAGAUGGCAUGGAUUCUCAUGGGAAGAUGAAUCGCAGUGACAUAUGGAGGUUGACCCGGACGGCGUUCAAGGACCAGAAAAUGGACAUCCACACGAAGCUGAUGAGCCGGUACAAGCAGGUCCCGGAGUGGUGGUUCGUCUGCAUCCUCCUCUCCAACAUCUGCCUCGCCCUCUUCGCCUGCAUGUACUACAACGAACAGCUGCAGCUCCCCUGGUGGGGGGUCCUCCUCUGCUGCGCCAUCGCCUUCUUCUUCACCCUCCCCAUCGGCAUCAUCGCCGCCACCACCAACCAGGUAGCCUUCCUCCUCCUCCGCCGCCGUCACUACCAUUAACAAAAAGAAGAAGAAGAGGGUAAAGACGGGAGUUUUCUUCUGCAGGCGCCGGGGUUGAACAUCAUCACGGAAUACGUGAUCGGGUACAUGUACCCAGGGAGGCCGGUGGCGAACAUCCUCUUCAAGACGUACGGCUACAUCAGCAUGACCCAGGCGCUGACUUUCCUGCAAGACUUCAAGCUGGGCCACUACAUGAAGAUACCGCCGAGGACGAUGUUCAUGGCGCAGAUGGUGGGCACACUGAUAGCGGCGAUGGUGUACCUGAGCACGGGGUGGUGGCUGAUGGAGUCCAUCCCCAACAUCUGCCUCACCAACCUCCUGCCUGCGGACAGCCACUGGACCUGCCCCAUGGACAGAGUCUUCUACGACGCCUCCGUCAUCUGGGGCCUCAUCGGCCCUCGCCGGAUCUUCGGAGACAUGGGCACUUAUCCGGCGAUCAACUGGUUCUUCCUCGCCGGAGCGGCGGCGCCGCUGCUGGUCUACGCCGCCCACAGGAUCUUCCCGGAGCAGAAGUGGCUACGCCUGGUAAACAUGCCCAUCCUCAUCGGCGCCACCGGGAUGAUGCCACCGGCCACCGCGGUGAACUACACCACCUGGAUCAUCGUCGGCUUCCUCUCCGGGUUCGUCGUCUACAGGUACAAGCCAGACUGGUGGCGCCGGCACAACUACCUCCUCUCCGGCGCCCUCGACGCCGGUUUGGCCUUCAUGGGCGUCCUGCUCUUCUUCUGCUUGGGCUCACAGGGCGUCGCGCUGGACUGGUGGGGCAACCGCGAGGCCUGCCCUGUGGCCUCCUGCCCCACCGCCAAGGGCGUCACCGUUGACGGCUGCCCCCUCUUCUAG
Molecule: messenger RNA, 3954 nt
Organism: Spirodela intermedia
Lineage: Eukaryota; Viridiplantae; Streptophyta; Magnoliopsida; Alismatales; Araceae
Source: the annotation of a GenBank genome assembly